This is a messenger RNA of Ruditapes philippinarum (Manila clam), 4154 nucleotides long. RefSeq lists its product as uncharacterized. Gene Ontology annotation, molecular function: pseudouridine synthase activity; RNA binding. The record is from RefSeq and is a predicted model, not a curated record. The transcript has a single exon. Lineage: Eukaryota; Metazoa; Mollusca; Bivalvia; Venerida; Veneridae. The coding region runs from base 64 to 2232 and encodes 722 amino acids. Gene Ontology annotation, biological process: pseudouridine synthesis.
CGUAAAACGGUGCAUUGUGAGAAAAUUGGCAUCAUAAUUACAGCAAAAUAAACAUCAGAGAAGAUGGCAUGUGUUUUUAGACUUCGCCUAUUUCCUGGUAAAAUAGGUUAUCGUUUUACUUAUUUUCAUAACACAUAUGUGUGUAAUCAAUAUACCAGUGCCAGGGAAUUAUGUCUGUCUGCAUGUCAUGGUAAAACGCGAUCAGAAAAUUCAGUUUCAAAAACCGACUAUCCAUCAGAUAAUGACCUUGAUAAUGAUUUCUUUGGUUUAAAUGCCUUGGAUAGAAAAGAUCCAAAACCCCACAAGUCAAUAACAAAAGAGGAAAAAAUAGAGGAGAUGUAUGUUAAGAAAAUGUUGCAUCAAAGCAAUGCUGCUAAUGAUGACAUAAAUAUAAAAAUGAGAAGUUAUGGUAGUAUUCGCUAUGACAACGCAAUUCCUAUUUCAGAGAAACCGCCAAAGCUAACAAGGAAACAGAAGCGUUUGAAAUCAGGAACUAUGACAGGUGAAAGUGAUACAUAUAAGAUAUCGUCUGCAUUGCAUAAUGAAAAUAAGGGAAAUAAGAUGUACAAUGACAAGUUUAGUGUAAAUAAAGAAAACUUUAAUGAUGUUAAAAAGUUUACAAACACCGAGAUUGCACAGAAUAUGUGUAAAAGUAAAGAAGAUUUAUCUUUUGUUGAUGAACAGUACUUUGCUUCUGAUUAUGUUCCCAAAAUCAACUCUUCUGAAUAUGAUAGGAAAACUUUGAGUAAAACUGAAAACUUUAUUGAUGUAAGUAAAUGCACCAAGUCAGAGAAUGCAGAAAAUUUGUAUGAGAACGCAAGUGAUUUAUCUUUUGUUGAUAGGCAGUUCUUCCUUAUUGAUCAUGACUACAAAAAGAAAGCUGAAAGGAAUACUGUAGAUGGAAUUGAAAAUUCUUGCGAAAGUGAUAACCUUACAAUGAAUGAGAGUGCAGAAAAUUUAUUGACCAAUGAAGAAGAAUUGAACUUUUUUGAUGAGCAGUAUUUUGAUAACAAACAUGUUUCCAAAGAUGUGGUGCCUCGUGAAUACAAAUUACAAAAGAGUUUUGAUCAAGUUUCAGGACAUAGGAAUGUAAAGAAAAACCAACCCAAAUCAGUUGAGACAUUUGACUUAGCAAAAUUUGAAAAGACUUUGAAAGAAACGGCAGAUUCAGUUGAACCAUAUUCUAAACCAGUGAAGAGUAUAGAAGAGCCUAAAAAGAAGUCGGACAUUAAUAAUUCUCAAAAUUUAAUGAAUGAGAAUCAGUCUUCAGAAGAGAAUCAGUCAGUGUAUGCAGCAAGUAUAAAGAUUAGGAAAGAGUUAGAAAAGAAAAGAGGCAGUAAUCUUACAGGGACAUACGAUCCAAAAGAGUAUGAUAGCAAGGGCUUUCGGAUCCUUACAAAUCAAGUUCCCCAUUUUGAUAAUGCACCAUCUAUUGAUGUAGUGAAAGUGUUGAGAAGAAGCAUCAUAUAUGAUGAUAAUGACAUAGUUGCUAUAAGUAAACCUUAUGGGUUACCGUCUGUUGAUGGACCAAAUGUGCUCCAUAGUGUUGGAAAUUUACUUGAUGAAAUCAUACCCAACACAAAACUUUUUCGAGUACAUAGACUUGAUAAAGAAACAACUGGUGUAAUGUUGUUAGCUAAAACAGAAGAAAUGGCAAAACGCCUUAGUGAACGCUUUUACAAUAGAGAUUUAGUUAAGAAGUAUGUAGUGAUAACUAAGAAUAUCCCUGAAAUGCAAUGUGGUGAAAUUGAUAUUCCAAUUAUUGAAGGAACUGUCGAAGGAAAAAUAAGGAUGUGCCUUAGACCCCAUGACUGUCCAACUGUCAGAGCUAUAGAUAAGAAAAGACAGGCGGGCAUAGAGGCUAUUACAAAGUAUAGAGUUCUUGAUCAAGGAGAUAAGUGUGCUUUAAUAGAAUGUUUGCCACUGACUGGUAAAAAACAUCAAAUAAGAGUCCACCUAGCUUUUGGGUUGAAUUGUCCAAUACUUGGGGAUCAUAAAUACUCUCAUAUUGACAGAAUUGCUCCCAUGAAACUUCACCCAGAAAUCCUGAAAAGACUUGGUAUUCAGCAAAGCAAAGUGAGGUGUUUGGCCAUGCAUUUGCAUGCUAGGUCAGUCAUGAUUCCAGAAUUUUUAGAUGGCAAAAAUCUGUUUAUAAAAGCACCUGUUCCUCCUCAUUUUGUUCGAAAUAUGAAAGAUUUAAAAUUGAAAUUUCCAAAAGAAAGGUACAUGUAGUGUCUGAAAGUGUGAGCAUAUGAAAUAUUAUAAUUAACAUAUUUAUUCUGUUGCUGAUUGAACUUUGAAUUUGUUAAAAAACUUAGCUGAUGAUAUGACAUGUAAAAUGAGAUAUUUUUUUGAGCUGAAUAAAGAAAAAUUGAAUUUUUAAAUUUAAUGUUUCGUUGAAUGUGAAAGAAUUAAAAAAAAAUAGUAUUCCUGUAUAUGCUUAGAUAUUUAUCAGGACUUUUUUCAUAAGUAGGGGAAGGGGCCUUUCCCUUAAAAUUUGGGGGAGGGGGGUUAAUAACAGUAUUUUGAAAAAUGGGGAGAAAAUUCUUGAUUUUAAUUUAAUUAUAGGGAAGGUCUGCGAAAUUCCUUUGGAAAUGGCAUUGGUAUAGAAAUAAAAAAAGCCCUGUUUUUUAGUGAGUAGAAAAUUUAAAAUAAAAAUAAAGUACAUAAAAAGCUCUUGAUUUUUUUCUUGUAUAAAAAUAGAGUCUCAGUCUGUCAGUCAUAUAAGUAUCAUUAUGUUACAUGCUAAGCAAAUAGCAGUAUAAAUUUUAUAAUGAUAAUAUUAAUACAAUAAACAUGUAUCAUUAAAUUGGGUUGAGACAAGUUCUUGCUGAAUUAUAAAUUUUUGAUUGGCUGAUCUAUCACAAAGGUGAAUGAAGUCACAACUAGGAUAGACUAUGUGUAUAACAUACUGUGUGCAAAAGAUUUUGACAUUUUCAAAUGCUUUACUGGAAUCUUAAACCUUUGCUUUUGAGUUAAAUUUUGCAAAUCAACAUUUUCAAUUGAAUUGCAUUCUGGUUCAUAAAAGUGGGUUCUGUUACCCGGAAAGCAUGCUUUAUUAUAAUAAAUGUCAAACUUUUGACAUUUGGCAAGGGUAUGCUAUGGGAUAUUUUUGUUUGUUUUGUUUUAUAUUUUUAAAACUGUCAAGAGGCAAGGAUGUGAUUGAUAGUUUUUAAUGUGGUUUUAUAAAUUGUCUGAGUUUUAAAGUGCUCCACUUUAAUUUUUUGUGAUAUAAAAAAAGCCACUUACAUGUAGGACAUUAUGUAUGUAUUCAGUUAUGAUUACAUGUAAGCAUUACAUGUCUUAUUGCACAUAUGUGAAAGGAGAUUUAUGAACUGUUGGCCACAUCACGCACAUGACGACAAGCUCGAAUUUAGAUUAUUUACAUAAAUCAUGUACAUUUUUUACAUGUAUAAUACAUGUACAUUUGAAUGUGUUUCAAACAGUGCUCAUUAAAGCAGCAUGCCUCCAGAUUCAUGCUAAUUUUCAUGAAAUUUAGAAGUAAAAUAUUGUGAAGUGAACAAAGAAAGUAACUAACUAGCACUUAAAAUCCACGAAAAUUACUAAAAAGAAGUCAAAAUAUACAAAAAAAGCCCAUACUGUGUUAGUAACACAGUAGUAACACAGUAGUAACACAGUAGAAAUGUGGUGAUAAAAUCUGCUUAAUCAGUCAUUAAUUGUACUUAGUGUGUAAAUAUUUUGGACCAUCUACAUGAUCUAGGCAAUCUACAUGCAGCUUUAAAUAUAUAAAAAAAUGACUGUAUUUAUGUAAUAGAAACACAGAUAUUUAUGUAAUAGAAACAAAGAUGCUGAAAAGUACUUAUCACAGGUCAAGCUGGUAUUAUUUUUUUUUUAUGUUCUGUGAGUAAUAGUAUAGAAAAGUUGUACCUUUGGAACAAUAUGUGGUAUGCUGGAUAAAUAUUAACUAUCAUGACUUAAAUGUAGUGAUUUGGUUCUUAUAUUAGACUGUCAAGUUUUGUUGUUCACAAUUAUUUUCAUAAUUUUAAUGCAUUUGUGUUAAUUUCCAAGUGAAAAAUAAAAAAAUUAUUUUGAUUAUUAUUCUUGUAAUUGUGUCUAUAUUAUCAUUUCUGAAAUAAAAAGUGAUAAUUUUAAUGAUAAUAACAUUAAUGAUAAUGAUGAUAAUAAAUUGUAGA